CGGAUGCAAAAAAUAUGAAACAGUCCAAUUCAAGUUUAAUUAACGAGUUAAAAAUAUAAUUACAUAGUUAUUUUACUUAUUCGUCUAAUAACGAUUGUCAGAAAUGUGAGAACUCGAGAAAGAUCGACGACCACAAGGGUGCUUGUUCAUGAAAGAAGUAUAAUCAGAUCAGAAUACGCCAAAAGAGUUUUGAUUGCGGAGCCAGAAGAACUGCUUUUUCAUAAUUUUCAAUACAAUAAAGUGUAUAAGGUAUGCAUUCAUAAAAUUAAUGACUGAGUUAAUUUAAUGAAUAAAACUGUAUAUGUAUUGCUUUAGAAGAUCGUGCUGCUGAAAAAUGUCGGGAAUUCUAUGGCCAUGUAUAAAAUUGAAAGAAGAUUACCUAAUUCCAAAUUUACCGUUCUCCUCAACACAGCAGCUAUGAAAAUGCAAAAAAUUGCACCUGGCAUGCACAUUAAGUUGACGGUUUUAUUCCGAUGUGAUGUUAUCGAAGAUCCAGAAGAAUUUCUUAUAAUAAACGUAUAUUCAGGAAAAACGGUAUGCAUAAAAAUGCAUGGGUAUCGAGAUCCUCCUCUGCUGAGAGGUAUUCUUUCUGAAUUUCACAUGUCGCCUAAGUAAAUGGCUACCCUCAACCUUAACUACGUAACUAAUCUAAACAUGUACUUUCCAAAAGUUGUGAAAACUUUGUAUCAAUCUUCGUCAUGUUCUCAAUCCAUCGCCACGGACAUAGAAAAAAGUAGGUCAUCUUUUCUAAGUAUUACUGAAGAAGAGAAGCUCGAAAUCCCCGGGGAACAGGUCUUGUCACUUUGCUCGUUUCAGUUAGAAAUUUACGUUUUCUGUGACUCAAUAGAAACCAUUGUUACAAUUUAGCUCACUGGAACUCACUGUGGAGAUAUUGGAAAAUACAAUGACGGCAAACUUGUCAGAUGUACCAUGAAUUUGGGAGCAAAUUUUGAAUGUGGAAAGUGUUUUAUCGGCGAGCGAACCAUUAUAUCAAGACGAUUUGUUAAUGAUGGUGGCGAUGGGAAAUUUUUUAUCAUGAGUGAGAUCGACUGGUGUACAAUGAAUCUUGAGGCAAGUUAAUUUUAAUUAGACUGAACUCUUCUUUUCUUCAUUCUUUCUCGCAAGUUUGAUAAAUAAAUUAAAUGUUUCAGGAUAUUAUGGAUUGUAAUAUGAUUCUUGUACCACCUUUUGCUGUAUGGCCAGUAUAUUUUUCACUAAAAACUGGUGAAUAUGUAGAUAUUCGUACAUAUUUUUGUCCUGAGUCGUACGGCAUGCAAGUAAUUAUUAAAGAAUAUCAUCUGUAUCGUAAUAUAGAAUUUCGCAAUAAGUUGUCUGAAUUAAAUAUCCAGUUUGUUUUGCUGGAAGCUUCUUAAACUUCUGUGAUUUGUAUGUAAUAAUUGUACUUCAUAAUUUUUGUAGGUCGAUAAGUUAUAUAUACUUUGUGACAAUCAUGCUGUUCAUCCGAUAGAACUUAUGGGAGAUGGAGUCUGGUACGACCCAAACUUUAUUCGCUUUGGGAACAAUAUGGAAAUAUGUUGCUCCCCUCAAGACAACGAUAUAACUUUGGUUGAUUACCGUCUAAAUAUGGCUAGCACAGUUCCAGGCGAUGUUCUAAAAAAACAUAUUUUCCUUACAAAUAAUAGCGACAUGGAAAUGUCCUAUCGAUGGGAAAAGCAUUCGACAAUAUGUUCUACGUCGGAUUCAAAAAACAGCUGGUCACAUUUACCAAUGGAAAACCUGACCAUUCAGCCAAUUAUGGGUUCUCUGAAUGCAAAUUCGAUAACAUUUUUCAAAGUUGUUGUACAGAUGAAUGAUAUGGAGCCUGGUGAAUAUUGUACUACUCUACGGUAAGAAUGCACAAAGACUCAACAAAAAUGAUCGAUUCUUCACACUUUUUUAAUAAUCCAAUAUUGGAUUAGCUUUUUUCAAUGUCAAUGGAGGUAAUCCUAAAAAUCUAUUUUAUAAAACAGUCGUAUUACUGUGUUUCAGACUAUAC
Molecule: messenger RNA, 1996 nt
Organism: Diprion similis
Lineage: Eukaryota; Metazoa; Arthropoda; Insecta; Hymenoptera; Diprionidae
Exons: 3
Coding region: 1474-1851 (125 amino acids)
Source: RefSeq, a predicted model, not a curated record